Procambarus clarkii (red swamp crayfish) is the source of this 5232-nucleotide messenger RNA. It is a transcript of the gene SMC5, whose product is annotated as structural maintenance of chromosomes 5. Gene Ontology annotation, molecular function: single-stranded DNA binding; ATP hydrolysis activity; ATP binding. Lineage: Eukaryota; Metazoa; Arthropoda; Malacostraca; Decapoda; Cambaridae. Gene Ontology annotation, cellular component: nucleus; Smc5-Smc6 complex. Gene Ontology annotation, biological process: double-strand break repair via homologous recombination. The record is from RefSeq and is a predicted model, not a curated record.
GUGGUGUCUGUGCCACAUGAGUUUAGUGUCGUUAUCGUCAAAACACAGUUCCCGCCAGGACAGCGAUUGCGUCGGGUAGGCUAUGCUUCACUAUGGCAGACCCCGACACCUGUUUCAAGCCCGGCAAUAUCUGCCGCAUCUAUAUCAAAGACUUCUUAACUUUUGACGAGAUUGAAGUGAGACCGAAGCCUCACCUCAAUUUCAUCAUUGGACCCAAUGGUACAGGAAAGUCGACCAUUUUGUGUGCCAUCUGCAUAUGUCUGGGAGGCAAACCAGCUGUAACUGGCCGAGGCAAGGAGUUGGCGGACUAUGUGAAGCAUGGGAAAGAAAUAUCAACACUCGAGACCGAGUUAUACACGGAAAACACAAGCUGUAAUGUUGUUAUCAAGAGGCAGUUUGAUCGCAAGAAUAAGUCGGUGUGGUUUUUGCAAGGCAAGGAGGUGCCAAAGAAAAUAAUUGAAGCCAAGAUUGCAGCGCUCAACAUACAGGUGGACAACCUCUGCCAGUUCCUCCCUCAGGACAGGGUUGCCAACUUUGCCAAGAUGAAUAAAGUUCAACUGUUGGAGGCAACUGAAAAGGCUGUUGGUGAUGCCAGUCUGUAUGAACACCAUGAACUUCUGCGUUCCAGUGGCCAAAGAAUGCAGGAGUUACUGGCAAGAGUGGCGGAAAUAGAGAAUCAACUGGAUACAGACAUCAAAAGAAAUGCUCGGUUGAAGGAUGCUGUCGAGAACCACGAAACCAAAACCCAGUUGGAGGAGUGCAUCAAGAAGCUGCAGAAGCAACAGAUGUGGUUUGAUUAUGACGAGAAGCGCAAGGUACAUACUCGACAAAAGAAAGAACGUGACCAGUUUCAGGCUGUUAUUGAUAAGAAACGCAAAGCAUUUGAACCCACACUUCAGAUUAUUAACCAGAAGAAGAAAGAACUCCUAGAGAUGAAGAUGCUAAUACGAGACACGCAAGAUAAAGUGAAGAAGAAGCAGAUGAUGGAUGAAAAGCUACAGUACGAAUACGAACAGUCCGUGGAGGCGUUGCAGGAUGCCCAGCGGGUUUUCUCUGCCAAGAAACAAGAGGAAGAUCAACGCAAACGAGAAUUACUAGACUUUGGCCGACAGUUAGAUGUCCUUGAUGGUCAGCUGAAGAACCUGCCACAAUUGGAUGAUGUGGUGGCUCAGAAGACCCUCAAGGAGCUGGCAGAGAAAAUAAACAGUGCUUCCCAUACUAACCUUCAUUUGAAGGAUAAGCAGCAUAAUGCUGAAACAACAAGGACAUCGUCUAUCCGAAAGAUGAAUGCCUGUCAGGUGGAAUUGGCUGGCAUCCAGGAUAUUAGCAAGCAGCGCUUGGAACUCCUAAGCAGGAGGAACCGUGAUGCCUACAAUGCCAUGAAGUGGUUGGAAGAGAACAGAGACAAGUUCGCUGCUACUGUACAUGCCCCCAUGUGCACGCUGCUAAAUAUGAAGUACACCAAGUAUGCCAAAUAUGUAGAGAAUCGAAUUAGUGAAAAUGACUUGGUGGCAUUUGUAUGCGAGGACAAAAAUGACUUGAACCUGUUUAAAGAAACGAUGGACAAGCAUCGCCCAAAAAUUAGUGUGAAUAUAGUACACUCGACUGCUGCCAAUUUGGAUCAGUAUCAACCUCGAUUAUCUAUAGAGAACAUCAGACAAUAUGGAUUUGAGAAGUAUAUGCUGGAAUGUAUCGAUGCACCACCCGCCAUAUUGACGUACCUGUGUCGUAAUUAUCAGAUACAUCGAAUUCCCAUAGGGGGGGAAAUGGUGGACGAAGCUAAAUUACCAAUGGACUUCAACAUCUACUACUCGGGUGACAAUCGGAUUAACAAGAAUAGAUCUCGAUAUGAUGGUGAGUGGUCUUCCAUCACUCACAAAGUCCAUAAAGCAUCACUGCUGCACAUCAUACUUGAUACUCAGCGUAUUGAACAGCUCAAUCGAGACAUCGUCGAAUGCAAAGGCUGGAUAGCAGAAGCAGAAGCAGAACUGAAAGCAGUGGCAAAGGAACAAACUGAAUUAAAUACGAACCUGGAGUCCUGGCGUAAUGAUAAACGUGUCCUCAUGUCUCGCAGGGAGGAAAGAAAUCAUCUUCAACAGAGGAUAAGUAGUAAGAAGAAUCAAAUUGAACGGCGCAAGCAGGGAGCCAUUGAUCUUGAGGCUGAAGAAGGAAGGAUGAAAGCAAAAAUACAGGAUAUUGUGAAAAAUAUGGUUGAUGGGUGUGGCAUGAGCGGAGAGGCUCUGAGCACAUCUGUAGAGGGAUUUAAGAAUUAUCACAAAAUGAUAUGUCGAGCAAAGACAGCACAAGCAGCUCUGCAAGCCUUCGAAGAGCGGUUGAAUUCAUCGGAAAGAGAAAUAGCAACUUUGCAGGAAAAGCUGGCAGAGAUGAACACUACUCUGGAAGUGUACAAGUCGGAGGCCCAGUUGUCACUCCAUAAGCUCCUACGAGCCCUGGGAGUCAGCGACUAUCGCCAAAUUUCACCUGAUAUUCGUAAUGAAUUUCAACACUCCAACCUGGAACAAACAGAGAGAGAGUUGGCCGAGAAGGAGGCGCAUCGGGAAUGUCUCGUUACUGCUAGUGAUAGUGAAGUACAAGAGUACAAAAAGCGUGAAGUUGAGGUACGGCAGUUGCGGAGGAAAUUGGAUGAGGCCCAACUGACUGCUGAGAACCACCAGGAGGAGUUGGAAAAUAUCAAAACUAGAUGGCUGCCACGUGUCAACGAAAUAACGGAGAAAAUCAGUGCCAGUUUCUCCAGUUUCAUGGCACGGAUGGGAUGUGCAGGAGAGGUGCUGCUUGACAAAGGAGAAAAAGAUGAUGACUUCAGUAAAUAUGGCAUUGUUAUCAAGGUGCGGUUUCGGGACAGUGAUCGUCUUCGAGAAUUGACUGCUCACCACCAGUCUGGUGGUGAACGUGCAGUGUCAACAGCACUGUAUCUCCUUGCCCUCCAAAGUUUGGCAGUUGUGCCUUUUCGUUGUGUUGAUGAGAUUAACCAGGGUAUGGAUCCCAUUAACGAGCGGCAGAUGUUGAAUAUGCUGAUGGAAACGGCAGCAUCGGAAGACUCUAGCCAGUAUUUCUUCGUUUCCCCAAAGUUGAUACCUAACAUGACGUACAAUGAACACAUCAAUCUGAUGGUCGUCUUCAACAGUCAGACGAUGCUGCCGCAUCGCAAAUUUUCCCUGAAGAGAAUUCUACGCAAGAGGAAUGAACUUAACAAUAGGGAAGCAAGAGCAGCCAGAUAAACAGUUCAUAAUUUUCUCUUCAUUCAUCCUGUUGGUGCUGCAAGCCAUUUUGGUGUUGACAGUAGUGAGAACAAUGUUUUCUUUUAGUAGUUACAUAUCCCCGUACAGUAUUUCCAGUAUUGUUUGUAUAGUACAAUGAAAACACUAAUGGUCAGAAGUGUUACUGUUGUUAUAAAUGGUUAAAACAAAAUAAUGGGAAACGUUUGCAAACUUGUGUUUUGGGGGGAAGCUGAUUUUGAUGAAAUGUCAUAUUUCAAAUACUGUGUGUCCAUGAAGGUGAAAAGUGAUCUGUGUUAUUCACAUGGUGGUGAAUAUUGACCCGUGUCAUCAACGGCAUGAAUGUGCCAUGAGAACUAUGAUGGGUACGAGGAUACCACAUUGGGAAGAGGUGGUCAGCAGCUUGUUUGAGGAGCCCCCUCCUUCCCCCCCCUUCCCCAUGCAUCUUUUCUUCAUAGUGGCUAUUUGUUCAGAAUACCAAGUAGAAAAUUAAGACUGGCGAGUUAAGAGUACUGAAGGUUCCAUGAAUUUUCUUGUGAAUUCUCAUAAAUAUUUCAAUCACUUUGAACAAACAAUUCCCUGCAUUUUGAAUUACUCAUUCAGAAUUGUGAAAGCUAAUUUGGCUCAAUCAUACAGAUUAAAAGAUAGAAGAUAGAAGAUAGAGGGAGAAUGAGUAGUGGUCGUGGGAAGAAUUUAAUUGUUUAGAAAAUCUCCACUCAUUAAAAGCUUCAUGUUUACUUGGCCGUAAGAUACAUGUAAUUGGAAAAAGGUAUUCUCAUUUACUUCACAAGUGUUCUCUGGUAAUGAGAACUAUCCCAGAAUAAUUAUGAAAUACUGUAAUUAUUGGCAUCAUUUCUUAAGUAUAAUGUUACAUUUAUUAUUAUUUGCCCUGUUUUCCAGUUUCAUAUCAUGGGGGAGGCAUCAGUUCAAAGAAAAUAGAGCAGUAACAAGCACUACUGAAGAAGAAUUCUAUGGAAGUGAAAAAGUUACACCUCUAUAUUCCCUAUUACCUUGCUCGCCAUGUAUUGUCAUUGAAAACCACAACUUGAGUCACAGAUCAUUAGCAGCUGCAUUCCCCACCCCUUCGUAAUACAAGGUCAAUAUUGCUCAUAGGAAGUUGUCUUAAUUAGGGUGGGGGGGGGGAAUCCUUUGAUAUGCCAUUUGUUUCCUGUCCCUUUUGAGGCCACUGGUGAUAGUGAUCCUCAGGUCAUUUUAGGUAUAUACCCCGCUCACCACAAAUUGCUGGCAUGUAGCCGUCUUCCCUAUUACUACUUGUGUGGUGCUGACACUUGGUCUCUUCUACGUCAGAGAUUGCACACGUGACAUACACAGGAUCCUAAAACUGUGUUAUGAAAGAAAUUGUUAGGGAUGUCUCUUAUAAAUACCACAGUACAGUUUAUAUAUAUUAUUAUACUGUGGAUAUAUAUUAUUGACCUGCAAGAUCUAUAACAUUAAAACUGUUCAUCAGGGAAUUCUUUGUCAGAAUGAGUGUUCAUCUCUUAGUACUGUAUUUUGAUGCCUUAUUCUCCAUUCCUAGAAUUCACAUUGAUGACCACGACAAAAUGGUAUUCAUAUAGCCCUGGUGAAAUAGUGUUCUGUGCUAUCCUAACAUAGUAUAUUUACUCUGUAAUAUAAUCUCCAGUAUUUUUGUGUAUCUUCUCUAAAAACUUACAGUAUUAUCUUAGUGAUUUAUUUUAUAACCAACUAAACUAGUGACCUGCUCUGCUUCCUCAGACCACCUACAUUCUCUUUACCUUAUGCUCCUCUGCAGAUCACAUACAUCUUCCGUCCAUUUGUGUAUUACUGCCGCUUCCCCACCUGUGUAUACUAUGUGUAUUUCCAAACCUUCAGUUUUGUUUGUAUUACAUUCCAUAGUGUUUCCUAUAUAUGUAUUUACUAUCCAUUGGUCUUUGGUGGAAGUAGUAUUCUGCAAGUUAUUCUAGGUCAUACAUAAGAAAAGCUUUAACAUUUAUAAUAAAUAAAAUGGGUCCAAUCA